Messenger RNA from Colletes gigas, 4292 nucleotides. It is a transcript of the gene Src42A, whose product is annotated as tyrosine-protein kinase Src42A. Gene Ontology annotation, biological process: cell differentiation; innate immune response; protein phosphorylation. Gene Ontology annotation, cellular component: extrinsic component of cytoplasmic side of plasma membrane. The record is from RefSeq and is a predicted model, not a curated record. Gene Ontology annotation, molecular function: signaling receptor binding; non-membrane spanning protein tyrosine kinase activity; ATP binding. Lineage: Eukaryota; Metazoa; Arthropoda; Insecta; Hymenoptera; Colletidae. The transcript is spliced from 7 exons. The coding region runs from base 442 to 1959 and encodes 505 amino acids.
CUUGAAACGCCGUACGUAAUGUCGACGUAACAAUUGUUAAUUUCUUAAGAAGAAGAGAAGAAGCUUCGAGAAGAGAAUCACCGAUUUUAUGAAUUAUAUCGCAUUUUAAAGACUAUGCAUUUCCUCGGUUUCCUUAGUGAUUUCUAUACAAAACGUUUUAGAAACCGAAGUGCACUUUAGUGUUCACCUUGUACAGUUAAGCUGCACCCGAUAUAAACGGAUUUACAAGUGUACGAGAAAUGUAUUAAAAACUGUUUAAGAAAUCGUACCAAGGCAUGUGUGUUAUGAAAAUUUUAUAUUUGCACCACUAUACCUCAAUGUCCAUGCAAAAGGAUCAAACGUGAACAUAUUGGAUGAACAUUUACAAAAAGAGUUUUUAUAUUUCAUGAUACAGUGACAGUGAAUUUCUACAUUGGACGAAUUCAAAAACUAUAUAUAAAAAUGGGUAAUUGUUUCAGCAGUCCGACAGAUACUGAAAAAGAAAAGCCUGAUAGAAUAGGCAAUCCAAAUAUAGAGGCUGUUGCAUCUCAAGCUAGUCCAGUCCCAACACCGCCUCCAGAUCCUAUUAGGCCUACGCCGCAAAUUCCAGAUGCGGAUGUGCCGACCGCAAAAAUUUUUGUUGCUUUGUACGACUAUGAUGCACGUACAGAUGAAGAUUUAAGCUUUAGAAAAGGUGAACACCUAGAGAUUUUAAACGAUACUCAAGGGGAUUGGUGGCUAGCUAGAAGUAAAAGAACUCGACAGGAAGGAUAUAUCCCCAGCAAUUAUGUUGCAAAAUUAAAAUCUAUCGAAGCAGAACCAUGGUAUUUUAGAAAGAUUAAACGAAUCGAAGCUGAAAAGAAGUUAUUACUGCCUGAAAAUGAUCAUGGUGCAUUUUUAAUCAGAGAUUCUGAAAGUCGACAUAAUGAUUAUUCUCUUUCAGUACGUGACGGCGAUACAGUUAAACAUUAUCGGAUUAGGCAAUUGGACGAGGGUGGUUUUUUCAUUGCUAGGAGAACUACAUUCAGGAACCUUCAAGAUCUUGUUGAACAUUAUAGUAAAGAUGCCGAUGGACUGUGUGUAAAUCUAUGCAAACCUUGUGUACAGGUUGAGAAACCUGUUACCGAGGGUCUUAGCCAUCGCACACGGGAUCAAUGGGAGAUUGAUCGUUCGUCUCUCAAAUUUGUGAGAAAAUUAGGCCAUGGGCAAUUUGGGGAGGUAUGGGAAGGAUCAUGGAAUAACACUACUGCAGUGGCAAUAAAGACGCUUAAGCCAGGGACUAUGGACCCCAAAGAUUUCUUAGCAGAAGCACAAAUUAUGAAGAAACUUCGUCAUGCAAAAUUAAUUCAGUUGUAUGCUGUAUGCACUUUGGAAGAACCAAUUUACAUUAUCACAGAAUUGAUGAGGAAUGGUAGUUUGUUAGAAUAUUUACAAGGAAAAGGCAAAACUUUGAAUCUACAACGAUUAAUCGAUAUGGCUGCGCAAAUUGCAGCGGGUAUGGCAUAUCUUGAAUCACAGAAUUACAUUCAUAGAGACUUAGCUGCCCGUAAUGUUUUGGUAGCGGAAUUAAAUGUAGUGAAGAUCGCAGAUUUUGGUUUAGCUAGGUUGAUUAAAGAAAAUGAAUACGAAGCUCGAGUAGGAGCCCGUUUUCCUAUUAAAUGGACUGCUCCUGAAGCUGCAAAUUAUAGUAAAUUCAGUAUUAAAUCCGAUGUGUGGUCAUUCGGUAUUCUUCUUAGCGAAUUGGUCACUUACGGCAGAAUACCGUAUCCAGGUAUGACAAAUGCUGAAGUUCUUCAUCAAGUAGAACACGGUUAUAGAAUGCCAUGUUCACCCGGUUGUCCAACUGCGUUAUAUGACAUUAUGUUAGAAUGUUGGAAUAAAGAUCCAAUGAAAAGGCCGACAUUCGAAACACUUCAGUGGAAACUCGAGGACUUCUUUACAAUGGAAGGCUCCGAGUAUAAGGAGGCAUCCGCAUAUUGAAGUACCAAACUGAAGUACUAUUCUUUGUUAGAAUAUGAUUUGUUGAGAUGCUGAUAAGAUAUGAUAGAUAUUCUGUAUGAAUAUGCAACGAGAAAAAUGCAGAUUAUUAUAAUUAAGAAUUUAUUAGAGACACGCGGAUGUUUGUGAUAUUUCAGAGUACACUUUAUACUAAACGAUAUAGUCUUCUUUCUACAAAAGAUAAAUGAUGUCGUUUAUAUUUUUAGCAAUAUCAUUAUAUUGAUUGCUUUCGUUACAUUCUGGCUGCCAUAAAAUCGAAGAACAAGUUUGUCAAUUCAUCGGUAAUUAUACAACAUUGAAGAUCGGUACUUUGAUGACUUUUAAAACGGUGACGUAGUUUAAAUUUUAUUUUAAGAAAUUAUAUUCUGAACGUGUCAAUGUCGAAUACUAAUAGUUUUUUCCUUGGGCAAUAUUUAUGGGAGUUAACAUUUUUAAAGUAAGAAUUUGUUAUUUAUAAACCUUGACGAUAUAAUACAAGUCAAACGUAUUAUAAAUAUUUGAUGUAUGUAAAGAACUUUAAGACAGUGUUCAACUAAUUAAAAUAAACAUUCCAUCUUCUUGGAAAGAUGGUCCGUUAGGAUUUAAAUUAUAGAUCUAUGACGAGGCGGAUUAUCAUGCGCCUUGAUUUAUCAUUCCUGCUUCCAUUUCAUUCUUUUUUUAAAAUAACGUAAUUUGUCGAUAUUAAACAUUUGAAUAUAUAUAAACUUGAAUUCUAAUGCAUUUAAAAUUGAAAACUUUAGAACUGGUUCAUUGAAAACCCAUGCACAUGUAUGAUAGAUAUUUUUCAGUUUUAUACAUAUUUGUUUUACAAUCUUUCUGAAUAUGUUAACUCUCAGUCAUUCUAAAAAAAAAUUAAAAAAAAAAAAAAAAUAAAAAAAAACACGUUAGUAAAUAGAAGCAAUGCAUCUAAUCUAAAAAUUAUUCUUAAUUGUUUAUAGUAAAAGUAGUAAAUGUGUAAGAUAACGUAAGAAAGUACACAAGGGUAUUAAUGUUAAUGUUAUUAGAGGCAUGUAAACUUUUAAUGCCCGAAUUUCUGAUUUAAUCAUAUACGUAUAGGCGUGUUAUAGUUUUAGAAUUCCACAAUUAGUAUUAACUAUUAUUGAUCUUGCACUCGAUCAUGUUUUCAUGUUAAUUAAAUUUAUGUUUAUUCAUUUUUAUUAUUCAUUUAUUAUUUUUGAUAAUUUUUGACUUUUACUAAUAGUCUAUAUUUCUAAAGGUUAUAAUUUCACAAUUAAACAAUAUAAAAUUAUACACUAGUAUAUGGAAACACAUUAAUAAUCUGUAGUUUCUUGUUUUCCACGAAAGAUUUUAGAAUAAACAAACAUGUUAUAUUACAUGUAUGUUAUAUGUAUAUGCUUUAGCUUGUCUACGUUUACAGUAAAAGUAUCGUGUCAUAUCUAAUAUUUAUUUACUUAUAUUUUUUGAAGAACUUUCAUUAACAAUACAAUGUGUACCUUUGUUUCAUUCUAUGUAAAAAAAAACGUCUAUCUCGUUUAUAAAAAAAUAUUAUAAAUUUGUAGACUGUACAUGUAGAACUUGAUAUGGUUUGUUUUGCUUUUUUUACUCAAAUGCAUAUAUGUAUACUAGUCAGAGACCACUACGUAUGUUGUAAUUAUUUUCACGAUGUACAUUUAAAAACUUUUAUCCAUUAAAACAUAAAAAUAAUACACAUACUGCCAAACGCGUACGCGGGAAUGAUUGCAUCAAUAUUGUACUCAAAAACAGGAAUAAUUUAAAUGCAUUGUUUCUUGUAAAAUUCUUUGAUUACUUAUUUUACCGUUAUUAUAAUUCAAAGACGAACCAAAAUUUUAUAAUUAUUAUUUUUUUUUAAAUUCAGUAUAAGGGAACUUUGAUUAUCUUUUGUGGUCAUCUGAUAAUUAAUUGAAAGUAUUUUGCCACGUUAUUAUUUUUAAAAAAUUAUACCGUAUUUAAUGAAUAAUAUUAACAUUGAUGUUAGGAAGAAUUACAGAAAUCAUUUAUGUAGGGUAUGUCAGGCGAUUUUGUACAAAAAUACAUUUUUAUAUAAGCAUACAUAUUUAUAUUCUGUACAGUUUUUAUUUGAAUGUAACGAAAUGCUCUUUUAUAUAUAGGUUUCAUUUAUACAUAAAAUAUCUAUGCAAUUUUUAUACACAAGCUCAGUAAUUUCUUUAUUAAUAGCUUUUUCUUAAUUAAAGAAAAAAAAAAAGCAGAGGGUAUACUAGCGUUGCAGUAUUAACGAUGUGAAAUAGCAUAAUCCUCUGUGCAAGAAGAUUGUUUUUGAAGAAAAACGAAAACAAUGUCAAUGAAAUAGUAUUGUCGGUAAAAUUGUUCGUAUG